Molecule: messenger RNA, 309 nt
Organism: Pyricularia grisea
Lineage: Eukaryota; Fungi; Ascomycota; Sordariomycetes; Magnaporthales; Pyriculariaceae
Exons: 2
Coding region: 1-309 (102 amino acids)
Source: RefSeq, a predicted model, not a curated record
AUGGGUAUAGUUGACCCCGAAUGCGUUACUUGUGACGGGGGCAGGGCGGCGACGGCGGUCUCGCCUCGUCGUGGCUGGGACCUGGCCCGGUCCCCGUUACCCAAAGCUUGGGCCAUACAGAUAUCAUCUACAUGUUCAUCCCAUGGAAAGAGCGUGUGCCUUGGCGGACCCGAGUCUCCAUUUUGCCUUUCCCUCCGCCUCCGUUCCGCGGGAGCCAUCCCGUGGUCCUUCCCCACUGGUCGGUCCCCUCGCAAGGGUCUGGCAGUGGACGGAAGGGCGGCCGAGAAGCGUGUGUUGGGAGGGAAGUGA